AUGGCGCCGGUGCCCUUGGAACCCGAAGUGAAGUACCUGCCUUUGAGCUUGGUGGCUGGCCACGCGCUUGCAGUGGCAAUUCUCGGCACCACUGUCGUUCGAAGCCUGUACAGGUCAUAUCACCACUUGCCGCCAUCUCAGGGAACAAGAGCAAGACAUGUUCGCCGUUCAGCUCUUGCGCCCUUAUUUGCAGGGUUGGCACUCGUUAGCUUGUCUCUUGCAGGCUACUGGGCCUCAAGCUAUGCAAAACUCUCAUAUCGUGUUUGGGCAGACCAGCGUGGGCUUGAAGCCCCAGUUCGCUUCUCUGGCGAUCAUGGAGUCGUACCCAGCGAAAACGCGACCCAAGUUUUCAUUGGCCGCUGGCUAAGUGACACUCCAAUCCACUUGGACGCUCUCGAGAUCAUCGCCGAGAAAGCUCGUCGGUUCUGGUGGGGCCAGCAGAUCGAGCUCGCAACCAUGUCAUGGAGCUUGCUGCUGGCCGUCGAAGGCAGACGAAGGAGAAUCCCCUCUGUUUGGGCCUACCUCGGACUAGCACACCUUGUCAGCCUUUCAUUCGCCCAGAACCUCUUCUAUCUCGCAUUGCUUCUUGCUCCGGCUCCGACCACUACAGCAGACGACAGCCAUCCUGUCUCUACACUAGGACGCAUGCGCAAGAGAUUCUUACCUGUGAAGCCUGUCAACUGGACGCCACACCCGGCCUUACUCUUGGCAUCAUUCUGCUUUACUUACGUUCUGAUAUACUGGGCUCCAUCGACAACAGGCACGGCGGCAUUUGGCCGCAUCGCAAUCUUCGGGCGACUUCUGACGUUUGGUCCUAUUGUCAUCCCCGCCGUCGUUCCAGCUAGUUGGGGCUCAGUAUACUCUGAUCCUCACGGAGCAUAUAGCAUACUCACCGAACUCUUUCGCUUUGUAUCCACAGCGAGUUUCGCCUUCCACGUCAAAGGCACCGCGCUUGCUUUGCUUUACAAUGCGCCAAAUGCCCACUAUCAUCGUCAUAGCCGGUUCUUACCUUUCGACAUAGAGAAACGCUCGACGUGGGAGCGUACAACAACGGCGCUUGGAAAAGUCUUGGGAUCGGCAUCCGACCAUCCUGUUGUAGCUGCUGUGGCAUGGGACGUUUUGCUCAGCGGAGUCAGCCAAGGGUUAUGGGCGGCUACACGUGUGUUGGAUGUGAAUGACAUUCUAGCCGCCUCUACUCCGUUCGCUCCGAACGAUUCAUCGAAGGCAAAGCCACAACCCAGACUACUGGGAGGAAGUGACAAAACAAAGCCGGAUUCGGAAUCGUCCAGCCACACCAACACAAGCAAGCCCGCAGAAAUGACUAUUUCAGAGACGCCUGAGACUAGAAGCACCCGCCGAGGCCAUACCCUGAAGCGUACUGCAAACCCCGAGGAGGCACCAGAAGAUGCGUAUGAGCCGAGCCCUGCGGAAAGCCGCGCUGCUGUCGAAGGCGAUGAACUCCCCGACGGCGAUGUGGACUGGGAAUCUGCAGCGUUGUCUUGGGGUCUCACAGCUCUGGGAGGCCUUGGAUCUAGCAGCGCUGGUGUUUUUGGGGCCGAGUGUACAUCUCGAUGA
This is a messenger RNA of Colletotrichum godetiae, 1575 nucleotides long. RefSeq lists its product as uncharacterized. The transcript is spliced from 4 exons. The record is from RefSeq and is a predicted model, not a curated record. The coding region runs from base 1 to 1575 and encodes 524 amino acids. Lineage: Eukaryota; Fungi; Ascomycota; Sordariomycetes; Glomerellales; Glomerellaceae.